UUUGGGUUUUAAGAGCCUGAAACGGCUCCCGUUUCAGCAACGUUUCAUAAUUUUACGUUUCUUCAACCGUUUCGCCUCCAUUUACAGUUCGUGACUCGGACAAAUGCUCGACUGGGCCAAAAGCCCAGUGAACUGGAAAACCGGCCCAUUUAGCGCCCGCAUCGGGAGGUCUGAACUCUGAAGCCUUCCGCUGGAUACUGGAUAGUAGGUGUUCUUCGCGCGCUCCGUCCGUCUUAGAAAUGUGAGCUAACCGGACGGCGAAGAGCUAGACGUAUGCUCCAAGAUUAGGGUUAGGGUUAAUGUUUCCUCCCUCCGAUCUUAAUCUCGAUUAGGAGCAAAAUUCAAACUUUGGUGGACGAUUCACUCGAAGAUGAAUCGAAGAGAUGUACGUCGAUCCUUGAUUCGGCGGCACCGGUACCAGCGCCGCCGACAAGUUGCCCGCAAAUCAGUUGUGACUUGUUCAAUUUCUCCGUCGUUAGCGAGAGUCUGCAAUCAGGUGCCUUCUCAAUUUCUAUCUCCUGCGGCGGAAAUCUCGUAUUCGAAUGGCGUUCACACUUGCUUUCCCGUAAAUCUAACCUGGGAAAUGGUCGCUAUCAAUCGCCCACCCGAAUCACUGACGCAUAACUAUGGCCCUCCACCCUCGGGUGGAAGAGUCCAUGUCAGGUACAGAUCUCGUGAGUCAGCGCUAACGGAUAGCGGUCCUCUGUUGGUACAAUUUUUUAUUACGCAGCAGCAGUCCGUAGAAACGUAAAAGUCAUGGACACUUAGGCAUGGAUAUGGAAAUUUGGUGCGCCGUCGAUUGAUGUUAGGUAUCUGGAGGCAUUACAAAAUGGUGGACAAUUGAAUCAGAGUCUCUAAAUAGUCAAGCCUGCCACGGCAAAAACUUUUUUUUUUGUUUGGCCUUCAAUGAAGCUUCUCGGUAAUUUUGUACUUUUUGAUGGAUGGGUUUAUCAUUUAAUGAAGCUUAGGCUGGCGGCUGGUCGUGUGGAGGUAAUGAUUCACCACCAUGGACGUUGCAAUACUUGUUCUGCUUUCUCUGCUUCUUUUUUGCCAACAGACAUGCUCUGCCUUUCGUGCUGCCAUAGCUGCGAAUGAAUCCAUUGCCGAUGGAAGCCUGUUGAUCUCCAAAGGUGGUAAAUUUGCGCUGGGGUUCUUCAGUCCGGGCCGUUCCAGGGGCAGGUAUCUUGGAAUUUGGUACCACGAGAUACCAAACCGCACUGUGGUGUGGGUUGCAAAUAGAGACAAUCCAAUCAGUGGGACUUCAGGAGUUCUUUCGCUUAACGGAUAUUGCAGCCUUUUUCUGUAUAGUAACAGUAGCAGCAGGCUUCCAGCAUGGUCUGCUAAUGUUUUAGCGGGAUCAAAAGGUCCGUGCCUGGCUCAGUUACUUGAUUCAGGAAAUUUAGUGUUGAUGGAAGCUGGUACGAGUAAGAUGACUACUGUGUGGCAGAGCUUUGACAAUCCUACAGACACCUUUCUACCUGGCAUGAAAGUUGGUCUGAACCGGACAACAGGUGUAAGUCGCUUCUUGACAUCUUGGAGAUCAGACGACGACCCUGGCACAGGACAGUUCUCAUACAAGCUUAACUCAAGCGGCUCCCCACAGUUGUUUCUGUACCGAGUGGAACUAUCCUAUUCAUAUACUCCCGGGGAUGCUUCUGCUCUUAUGAGGGUGGUCAUUGAUUCUUCGGGUUUGUUGAAGUUCUUGGCAUGGGACCACAGUGAUGGUGAAUGGAAGAUAUUUUUUUCAUCACCUAAGCAGAUGUGUGAUUUCUAUGGGAGCUGUGGUCCUAAUGGCAAAUGUUAUUCUAGCAUUGUUUUCCCAUAUGAAUGUGCUUGUCUACCUGGGUAUGAACCGAGGUACCCUCGAAACUGGAAAUUAAGAGAUGGAUCGGGUGGCUGUGUAAGAAAGCGAUUAGAAUCAUCUUCUAUAUGUGGGAGCGGAGAAGGGUUUGUGAGAGUUGAAAAAGUGAAGAUUCCUGAUACUUCAGCAGCAGCUUGGAUGAACUUGAGCGUGAGUAAAUUGAAUUGUGAAGCAGAAUGCAGAAAUAACUGUUCAUGCUCUGCAUAUGCUACCUAUGAUAAUGGGAAAGGGACUUCCUGUUGGACAUGGCAUGGGGAGCUGAUGGAUACGGUGAACUUGCCAGUCGAUGCUUAUGAUCUAUAUGUUCGUGUUGAUGCUCAUCAAUUAGCUGAUUAUAUGAAGGAAUCCAAUAAAUUUCUUGAAUUCAAAUUGAAGUUGAAGUUGAGUAUCAUUGUACCGUCCGUUGUCUCAGUAUGGCUUGUCAUUAUCCUGUUGGCCUAUUUGUGGCUCAGGAAGUGGAAGAUGAGGAGGGUGAAGAACAGACGGAUCAGAGAUUUGUUUCAUUACAGUGAUGGUUCAACUUACUCGGAAGAUUCUUUGGCACCAAGAGAUUUCAAGCGAAGUACUAUCUACCCCGAGUUACCAUUUUUUAGCCUCAGCACAAUACAUGAAGCCACUGACAAUUUUUCUCCGGCAAACAAACUUGGACAUGGGGGUUCUAGCUUAGUCUACAAGGGGAAACUAUCAAAUGGACAAGAGGUUGCUGUCAAACGAUUGUCCAAGAAUUCAAGGCAGGGCAUAGAACAAUUUAAGAAUGAGGUACUAUUAAUUGCAAAGCUCCAACACAGGAACCUUGUGAAGCUUUAUGGUUGCUGCAUUGAGGAAGAUGAACAGAUGUUAGUUUAUGAAUACUUGCCGUAUAACAGUUUCGAUUCUCUUCUUUUCGUUGAUCAGAACAAAAGAUCAAUCUUGGACUGGAGGAAACGGUUUGAGAUCAUAACCGGUAUUGCACGUGGGAUCUUGUAUCUUCAUCAGGAUUCAAGGUUCAGAAUAAUUCAUCGAGAUUUAAAACCGAGCAAUAUCCUCCUUGAUGCUGAGUUGAAUCCCAAAAUUUCUGAUUUUGGGAUGGCUAGAAUGUUGGACAAGGAUCAGGUUGAAGGGAAGGAAAGUAGAAUUUGUGGAACUUUUGGAUACAUGUCACCCGAGUAUGCGGUGUUUGGAAGAUUUUCAGUGAAAUCCGAUGUCUUCAGCUUUGGCGUUAUCUUGCUGGAAACUGUAACUGGGAAGAAGAGCAAUGGGUUCCCAGAGGAGGAUGCUUCUUCGAGCUUGAUCGCCCAUGUGUGGGAGUUAUGGAAGGCAGACAGAGCCUGGGAAGUAAUCGAUUCAUCGCUCUCACUUAAAUGCUCGAAUGAGGCACUGAGAUGCAUCCAGAUCGGGUUGCUGUGUGUGGAAGAAAACGCAUCAGAUCGCCCCGAUAUGCUGGCUGUGGUUGUUAUGUUGAGCAGCAAAACAGCUCCUGUUCCCUUGCCUAAACAACCUGCAUUUGUUUGCGUGAGAUCCAAGGUACUAUUCCCAAAAGAAGCGACUUGCUCAGUAAAUGAGAUGUCAUUUUCGGGAAUCCAUAGUCGCUGAAGUCGCUCCUUAAUCCAAUGUUGAAGUUGUAAUUUCAAUGUGUAUACGUACUGCUUUGAAGUUUCUUCGAUUCUUUCACCCAGGUUUACUUUUGUAAAUGGAAAUUCCACUGUUUCUUCUUAAUUAACGUGAAUAUGUGAU
Linum trigynum is the source of this 3574-nucleotide messenger RNA. NCBI's taxonomy places the organism in Eukaryota, Viridiplantae, Streptophyta, Magnoliopsida, Malpighiales, Linaceae. The record is from the annotation of a GenBank genome assembly.